This is a messenger RNA of Octopus bimaculoides (California two-spot octopus), 5662 nucleotides long. RefSeq names its product transmembrane 9 superfamily member 4. Gene Ontology annotation, cellular component: membrane. NCBI's taxonomy places the organism in Eukaryota, Metazoa, Mollusca, Cephalopoda, Octopoda, Octopodidae. The record is from RefSeq and is a predicted model, not a curated record. Gene Ontology annotation, biological process: protein localization to membrane.
AAUUUUAAAGGACAAAAUGAAUUUUCUUCCCAAAUACCGGUUGUGACGUCAUAUGUACCACGUUAUAGUCAAGAUGGCAACCAAGAUGAUUACCAUAUAUAUACUAUGGAGUUUUGUUGCUUGUUCAUUCUUCUACGUAGCCCAGGCUUUCUAUGUACCUGGAGUGGCUCCAGUUGAGUUUCACAGGGGUCAAUUUGUAGAGGUCAAGGCUGUGAAAAUGACAAGUGUAAAGACACAGUUACCUUAUGAAUAUUAUUCUUUACCAUUCUGUAAACCUCAAGGUGGAGUGGUUUAUAAGACAGAAAACCUUGGUGAAGUCUUACGCGGUGAUCGGAUUACUAAUACGCCCUAUGAAGUUGCUAUGGCUGAAAGUAAAAGCUGUGAAAUUCUUUGCCAUAAUGAUAAAGCUGUUACUAUGACAAUAGAGGAUAGUAAACUCAUGGCAGAAAGGAUCAGGCAUGCAUAUUAUGUCCAUUUGUUGGUUGAUAAUUUACCGUGUGCUACUAGAUUUGAAAUGUUAGGGACUCGAGAAAUACAAUAUGAACAUGGAUAUAAGCUAGGUUUUGUCAAAAAUAAUGAGGCUUUCAUCAACAAUCAUCUUAAAAUCAUCUUGAAAUAUCAUACUGAAGACAAUGCCAAAUACCGAGUAGUUGGUUUUGAAGUGGAAGCUCAAAGUAUUGAUUUCUCCGAACUUACAGUCCAAGGUAAAAAAUGCACUGUCAAAAGUAAAGAACCAAAACCACAAAAAAUAAACGAGAAAGGAGAAACAAAAGUGAUUUUCUCAUAUUCUGUGGAUUGGCAGAGCAGCCAUAUUCAGUGGGCUUCCAGAUGGGAUACGUAUUUGGCCAUGAGUGAUGUACAGAUCCAUUGGUUUUCUAUCAUAAAUUCAGUUGUUGUCGUCUUCUUCUUAUCAGGAAUUCUCACAAUGAUAAUGGUCCGUUCAUUGCGCCGAGACAUUGCAAGAUAUAACAAAGAUGAAGACAUCGAAGAGACACUUGAAGAAACAGGCUGGAAAUUGGUUCAUGGUGAUAUAUUUCGUCCUCCCCGCCAUCCUAAGUUGUUGGCUUCUUUAAUUGGUGCUGGAAACCAAAUAUUUUGUAUGUCACUGAUCAUUAUAUUUUUUGCAAUGCUUGGUAUGUUAUCUCCAGCCUCACGAGGAGCUCUGAUGACAGCUGCCAUUUUCCUUUUUGUCUUCCUUGGGUUAAUUGCUGGCUAUUUUUCGGCUCGGCUCUAUAAAACCAUGAAAGGUAACCAGUGGAAAAAAGCAGCAUUUCAGACAGGAACAUUUUAUCCUGGAAUCCUUUUUGGAACUUGUUUUAUUUUAAAUUUCUUCAUUUGGGGAAAACAUUCAUCAGGAGCAGUUCCAUUCAGUACAAUGGUUGCACUAUUAUGUAUGUGGUUUGGGAUCUCACUUCCAUUGGUCUUUUUGGGUUACUAUUUUGGUUACAGAAAACAGGUGAAUGGAAUUACUUUGUCUCCAACAAAUUUCUAUCAUUUCUCAAACUUUUCACUUUGGUUUAUGAUUCGUUUGCCUCAGACACUAAUGGCUGGCAUUUUGCCAUUUGGAGCUGUGUUCAUUGAGUUAUUCUUCAUUUUCACUGCAAUUUGGGAGAAUCAGUUUUAUUAUUUGUUUGGAUUCUUGUUCUUGGUCUUCAUCAUUUUAGUAAUUUCAGUGUCCCAAAUUUCCAUUGUGAUGGUAUAUUUCCAAUUAUGUGGUGAGGAUUACCAUUGGUGGUGGCAUUCAUUUGUUGUGUCUGGUGGCUCUGCUGUCUACAUGUUUGCAUAUUCUAUCUUCUAUUUUGUUACAAAGCUCGAAAUCACAGAAUUCAUCCCAACUCUUCUCUAUUUUGGUUACACAUUGCUCAUGUCUUUCACAUUCUGGAUCCUGACUGGCACCAUCGGCUUCUACGCAGCAUACUUUUUUAUUCGACGAAUUUAUGCAGCAAUCAAAAUUGACUGAUGGAUUCCUCUCUACCUAGACUACUUCUCUUAGGAUCUACUUCAACAUUUACUUUUAACAACCACACUACUACUACUACUAUUACUACUACUACUAACAACAACAACAUCAACAACAAUAAUAAUAAUAAAAAUAAAAACAACAAAGACUUGACAAAUUGGUUUUAUCAGUAUUUAUGAAGACUGGAAGAUGGACUGAGAGAUAAGAACACAAACCAUUGUCAAGAAUCAUAAUGCUUUACCAUCAUCAUGCUCUCUUCUUAUGUUUUUUUUAUUAUUCUUAUUCUUCUUUGUAUUAUUAUUAUUAUUAUUAUUUAAAUUGUUAUUUUGCCAAAAGAGUUGUUCCACACAAAUAUUGGGAAAUCCAGGGUUGAGUAAUUCGGAGAAAGAAAACUGGGAAGUUUUAAUUAAAUUAAAAGAGGAAAGGGAAAAAAACAAUUAAAUCCUUGCAGAUGAGGGUGGAAUCUAAAGUAAAAAAAGAAACGGAAAAAGAAAAAAAAGAAUCAUUAAAACAAAAACACAACUUUUAAGAAAACUGUUUUUGGUGAAUUACAUUUUAGAAAAUUUUUACUUGUUAUUUUUGUUACUAUUCUUCUUCUUCUUCUUAUUGUUGUUAAGGUAGCAGGCUGGCAGAAUUGUUAGCAUUCCGGGUAAAAUGCUUGGCAACAUUUUGUCUGUCUUUACGUUCUGAGUUCAAAUUUCACCAGGGUUGACUUUGCCCUUCGUCCUUUUGGGGUCAGUGAAUUAAGGACCAGUGAAACACUGGGGUCUCCCCCCUCCCCCCGCAAUUUCAGGCCUUGUGCCUUUAACAGAAAGGAUUAUUAUUCUCCUCCUCCUCUUCUUGUUCUUUAGGCAACACGCUGGCAGAUUCGUUACCAUGCCGGACAACACGCUUGGCAGCGUUUCUUCAAACUUUCUGUUCUGAGUUCAAAUGCUGCCAGGGUUGAUUUUUGCCAUUCAUCCAAUCGGGGUCAAUAAAAUAAGUACCAGUUGAACCGGGGGGGGGGGCGAUGUAAUUGACUUAGCCCCUCCCACCAAACUACUGGCCUUUUGCCAAAACUUAGUACCAUUAUUAUUAUUAUUGAUGGCAGAAUCAGUAGAGUACUUGACAAAAUUCCUGGUGGCUUUCCUUACCAUUCCUCUGUCUGGAAUCACUCAGAUAGGAACCAGUGAAGCCCUGGAGGAUCUGUUAAAUCAGUUGGACCCUCUUGCAAAUUGUUGCUCCUUGUGGUAAAGUUAGGGAUCUUCUUCUUCUCAACUGGUUGAUUAUCAGAAUUGUUGGACAAAUGCUUUGCAGUAUUCUUUCUGUCUCUUAUUCCGAGUUCAAGUGUUGCUUUGGUAAGCUUUAUUCUAUCCUUCUGGAGCUGAUAAACUAACAUACCAGUCAUAUGCUGGGUUAGAUGAUAUAAACGACAGUUUGCUCCUACCAGAUUGGUAGAAUCGGCAGAGCAUCGGGCCAAAUGUCUUGCAGUAAUUGUUCUGAGCCAUUACUUUCUCCAGUGUUAACUUUGCCUUUCACCCUUCCAGGCUUGAUAAUAUUAUAAAACAGUCGAGUACCGGGGGCAAUGAUUUAAUCAACUCCUUUUUUCAUAAAUCUCUGGCCUUGUACCUGUCUUAGAAACAAUUAUUAAGGUGGUGAGCUGUCAGAAUCGUUAUCGGACAAAAUGCUUAGCAGUAUCCAAAUUCUGUCAAGUUUGACUUUACUUUUAAUCCUUUCAGAAUUGAUGACAUAAGUACCAGUCAUGCACUGGGGGUCGAUGUAAUUGACUAUCCCCCUCCCUGCAAAUUUUCAGGCCUUGUACCUAUUAUAGAAAGGAUUAUUAUGAGAUACCUUGUGGUAUUUAGUUUAUAUUCUGUGUCCCCUCCCCAUGGGUCAUCUUUCACUUUUGUCUCUCUCGAGUCAACAGGAAUAAAAAAUACCAGUUAUGUUUUGGGAUCAAUCUAAUUGACCCUGCCUCUCUGUCCUUCCCCUAAACUUUUUGGCUUUCUGCCAAUAUUAGUUGUUGUUUUCUAUUUUUUUUCUCUUAGGUUGCUUUUUUGCUGUUCUAGAAACAUUGAUUUUUCUCCCUCACUCUAUGACAAAUGUGGUUUUUUUAAAUAAUUUAUUUCUGUGUGGGCUGUAGAUUUCAACAAUUUCAUUUUUAUAUGUUAAAACUUAUUAUUAUUACACUUUGUUAAUACCCUUUUCAAUUUUCUUGAAAAGUUAUGUCAUCUCAAUGUUUCCAUGUAUAUAUGUGUGGUUAUAUAUCCGUGCGUGUGUGUAUGUAUUCACAUAUGUACAUAUAUAUAUAUAUAUGUGUGUGUGUAUGUAUGCAUUUACAGAGGGUGCGUAUGUGAACUUAAGCUAAAUUUCUUUCCAUGUUCUUUUUUCUUCCAUAACAAUGUGUUUUUUUUUUUCUUUUUGUUAUGUUAUAAUAAAAUAUUUUUGUUUCAUUCCAUGAAAAGCUAACAGUCCCUUUUAUUGUGUGCAAAACUGAAUUUCUUCCUUGGAAGGCGAAAAGUUGCCAUAAAUAAAUAAAAAGAGAAAAUAUAAAAAAAAUUAGACAAAAGACUAACAAGAAAAUGAUAUCAAAGAAAAAAAAAAAUCAUUAACGUUUUACUAAAACUAUUGAUAUUCAUUGUAAUAUAGGUUUUAUUUUCUUAUCUUUACUCCUAAAUCUGGUCAGCUUUUGAAAGAUUAGAAGUUGAUUGCAAGAAAUGCGAAAAUCCAUCAAGUGAAAUUGAGUGGUUCUAUUCAGACAUGGCAGAUUGAAAAAAAAAUAAAAUUAAAGAAAUUUUUGCAUUCCUCCUUCAACCUGUUUAAUUCAACAAUUAUUAACGAGCCUAUAAGUAUUCUCUAGUUGUUUGUCACCAAUAUGUUGAGGAAAAACUCGGCACACGUGCACUAAGGUGAGUCAGCAUUGAUGUUAAACUGCUCUAAUGAAUAUGUCUGUUAACGAUGUAAUACAGAGCAAAUAUCUCUUCUCAUUGUCACAAGUAUUAUCUUUUAUUCCUACUUAUUUAUUUAUUUAUUUACUCUUUCUCUCUCGAAUGUGUCUGAAACGGUACUAAUCUAUGAACCCUCAAGAAAUCUGUUCACUGAAUUUAUGAUAACCCUUUAGCAUUUCAGAUUCCACUCUCAAAUCUAAUGUUUAUUAAUUCAUAUUGUUUUGAACUAAUACUGCAUUAUCUUUUAGCUUUUAGAUUUCGAUGAUGUCAUUGUUUAUUUUGAGAAUGGCAUUGUAGGUUAGAUGUGAGAGGCUGGAUGUGGCCAAUUUGAACAGUAAAGCUGCCCACCCUAAUUUCAGGCCUAGCAGACAGUUAUUACUAUAAAUUAUAAUGGUAGAAGCUUGAUUAUUAAAUAUUGUAUUGAUAACAAUGAGAGUUUGUUUAAAUAAUUUUAAUAUUUAACUAGAACAAGUUUUCUAGUCACACCUGUGAUAGGUAAAUAUAGAAAAUGAAAGAGCAACAGCAUUAGAUUGUUAUAAGAAGAAGAAGACAGGCAUGUUCCUCUUUGGAAUAUUGGCUUGAAUCCAGUUUAGAGGACAACUUCCGUUUUUAUGUCUUUGAAUUUUAUUUUAAGAGAAGAACCAAUUCAUUAUGUCCAACAUUUCACUCUCUCUCUCUCUGUCAUCUUUCAGCUCAUUUUCCAUCUUUUUACCUGUUUGUAUGAUAUUAAAAAAAAAAAAAAAAAAAAAUUAAAAAGGCCAAAAAAAAAAGAAAA